Messenger RNA from Fusarium fujikuroi IMI 58289, 717 nucleotides. RefSeq lists its product as uncharacterized. The coding region runs from base 1 to 717 and encodes 238 amino acids. The record is from RefSeq and is a predicted model, not a curated record. NCBI's taxonomy places the organism in Eukaryota, Fungi, Ascomycota, Sordariomycetes, Hypocreales, Nectriaceae. The transcript has 3 exons.
AUGGCCACGAUACAAAGCACUGCACAGCCCAACACGCUAGAAACGCCCUACUUACCACACCGUCCUACAACUCCAAGAGUAAUUCGCACCGUUGUCCACGAUGAAGGUCUUCCAGAAGUUGUUCACUCAAAUCAACCCAUAAAUCCCACAGAAUACUACGAUGCUCCGAUACCAGUAGACUCGGAAACAGACAAACGAUACAACGAAGCUCCCAUUCCAGUCACAACACUCGACAAAGAUGAAACUGCACCUCCGCUGCCAGUUCGUCCAGCUUCUAUUACACCGCAGCCUCAGCAACCCUACCUCUACGGCCCAGGCGGCUAUGCUCAGCCACCGCAACUACUGCCUUACAACAGCAAUGAGGUCGUAACGUAUGUGACACCGCUCGACCAGCUUGGAGACCACCCAAAGUUUGUGGAUUGUCCGUUCUGCAGACAUCUUGCAGAGACACGAGUGAAAAAGGUAUCUUCAAAAAUGACACAUGUCUCUGCAACAGUCCUCGGAUUCACAACGAUAGCUGGCGCUGUUGUUCCUUAUGCUGGGAAGUGGCACUCUCACACAGCUCACUACUGCAGCAACUGUGAUCACAAAGUGGCAAUUCGAAAAUGGGGAUCCAGUCAGAUGAAACCUCAAGGGACACCCGAUUAUCUGAGGGAGGUAUCGAGAUAUGGCCCUGCUCACUCACCGAGCAUGUCCAGUAGCUCGACGAGAGGGUAA